Molecule: messenger RNA, 2513 nt
Organism: Lacerta agilis (Sand lizard)
Lineage: Eukaryota; Metazoa; Chordata; Lepidosauria; Squamata; Lacertidae
Gene: PTPN9
Product: protein tyrosine phosphatase non-receptor type 9
Exons: 13
Coding region: 241-1995 (584 amino acids)
Biological process (GO): protein dephosphorylation
Molecular function (GO): protein tyrosine phosphatase activity
Source: RefSeq, a predicted model, not a curated record
UAUAUCUAUAUAUCUACAAAAGCACAUCAUAAAAGGGAGGAAAGACAACGACGGCGAAGAAUGCGAUCCUCCAACUUUGGGAGCGACCCGAGCUGAGCAACCCCCCGAAAAAAGUGGGAGGAGGAGGAAAAAGGAGACGACCUGCUUUUGGAAAUGUUUGUGGGGUGGUAGCUGUGGAAAACUUGCAAGAUCUCCUGCUCCCUUGCCGGCGUCGAGUCCUGGGAGCGCCCCGAGGACAGGAUGGCGGCGGAGCUGAGCCCCGAGGAGGAGCAGGCAACCAAACAAUUCCUUGAAGAGAUUAACAAGUGGACAGUCCAGUACAAUGUGUCUCCCCUCUCUUGGAACGUGGCAGUCAAAUUCCUCAUGGCCAGGAAAUUCGAUGUCCUCCGAGCGAUUGAGCUCUUCCAUUCCUACAGGGAAACCAGGCUGAAGGAAGGGAUUGUGAAGCUGAAGCCUCAUGAGGAACCUCUCCGCUCAGAGCUGCUUAGUGGAAAGUUCACUAUCCUAAGCGUGCGAGAUCCCACUGGAGCGUCGAUUGCCCUCUUCACUGCCAAGUUGCACCAUCCCAACAAAAGCAUCCAACAUGUGGUCCUCCAAGCGCUCUUCUACUUGCUGGACAGAGCUGUGGAGAGCUUUGAAACUCAGCGAAAUGGCCUGGUAUUUAUAUAUGACAUGGCAGGCUCCCACUAUACCAACUUUGAGCUGGACCUCAGCAAGAAAAUCCUGAACCUUCUGAAGGGAGCUUUCCCAGCCCGUCUCAAGAAGGUAUUCAUUGUGGGUGCUCCUAUGUGGUUCCGAGUUCCAUACUCCAUCAUCAGCCUGCUGCUUAAAGAGAAACUCCGGGAAAGGGUCCAGAUGGUGAAGAUGUCUGAGCUGAAGGAGCACCUGCCCCAAGAGUGUCUCCCUGAAUACCUGGGCGGAUCCCUCAAACUAGAUCCCCUCAGCUGGAACUGCAGGUUCCUCCCACAGCAGAACGGCCACCCAGACCCCCUCGAUGAGCUGAUUCUGGUGCCACUGGCAUCCCCCCGGGACAACGGCUCGGUGCACACGCCGGGGCCAAAGGCCAUGACGGUGCAGGAGGUGCUGGAGCAUGUCACUCAGAAGCAGAAGCGGGGCAUCUACGAGGAGUACGAAGGCAUCCGGCGCAGGAGCCCGACAGGAACGUUUGCCUGCUCCUUGUCUCCCUUCAACCAGGAGAAGAACAGAUAUGGGGAUGUGCCGUGCCUUGACCAAACGAGGGUGAAGUUGUCCAAACAACUCAGCUAUCCAGAGUUGACAGAUUACAUCAACGCCAGUUUCAUGGAUGGCUACAAGCAGAGGAAUGCAUACAUUGGCACCCAAGGGCCGUUAGAGAACACAUAUGGUGACUUCUGGCGCAUGGUGUGGGAGCAAAAUGUGCUGGUGAUAGUCAUGACUACGAGGCUGGAAGAAGGAGGCAGACGGAAGUGUGGCCAAUACUGGCCUUUGGAGAAAGACUUCCAGACUUGCUAUGGAAACCUGACGGUCACCAAUCUGGGAAUGGAGAACCUCAACCAUUACAAGAAAACCAUUCUGGAGAUCUACAACUUUGAGAGCCGCGAGAGGCGCCUGGUGACCCACUUCCAGUAUGUGAGCUGGCCUGACUAUGGUGUCCCGACCUCGGCAGCAACUCUCAUCGACUUCCUGGGGGCUGUCAAACAUCAGCAGAGGGUGGCUGUCAGUGCCUUGGGGCCACGCUACAAAGGCCAUCCUGGUGGGCCACCCAUUGUGGUGCAUUGCAGUGCUGGCAUUGGCAGGACAGGUACCUUCUGUGCUCUGGACAUCUGCCUUUCUCAACUUCAGGAUGUGGGCACACUGAACGUGCAGCAGACGGUGGUGCGGAUGAGGACACAGCGAGCUUUCAGCAUCCAGACCCCUGAGCAGUACUACUUCUGCUACUUGGCAAUCAUUGAGCAUGUGCAGAGAGAGAACCUGCUCCCUUCCUCCUAUGCCUGGGCAGGGAAAGAGAAGAGCUAAUAGGAAUCCUGGCCCAGCAGCCACAGAGCAGCAGGGACCAGGCCAAACCCUGUUUCCUCCCUCCCUCCCUCUUGACCAAACCAGAUUCGUCGGCAUCUUCAGAUGUAGCAUUGCCCAGAACACUGAUGUGAGCCAAUUUUUCUGCUGCUGAGGCUGUCAGAAACUUUCUGUUUGACUAGCUGGCUAGCUCAAGUCGCAACUAGUAGCCAUGGGCUAUGAAGGCUUGCAUUCUCCAGGACUAGCACCCUUGAUUGAACUGUGCCUUAUUAAACAAAGAACAAACCAAACUUCCGGCCCUGACUUGCCACUGGAGGCAAAGAGGGAGAAGAUGGAGCUCCUUGUCAUGUCAGCGUCCUCCACCUUCUGGAGACGGAAGUGGUGCUGCUUCCCUGGUUCUGAUGCAGAGGGAACCCUUUCCAGUUAUAUCCAAGGCCGGGAUAGAAGACUUCUGUCUUGCCCACCACUGAAUCUAGGUGUUUCCGUAUCUGUAUGUACUUAAUACACACUCCUUGUUCAAA